Messenger RNA from Musca vetustissima, 719 nucleotides. Its product is annotated as RNA-binding protein pno1. Lineage: Eukaryota; Metazoa; Arthropoda; Insecta; Diptera; Muscidae. Gene Ontology annotation, cellular component: nucleolus. Bases 11 to 709 code for a protein of 232 amino acids. The record is from RefSeq and is a predicted model, not a curated record. Gene Ontology annotation, molecular function: RNA binding. The transcript has 3 exons.
AUUUCACACAAUGGAAGUUGAAAAUAUUAAAGUUGAUGAUAUUCUACCCACCCGAGUGGCUAAGAAGCGUACCCGCAAUGAUGAUACCGAAAUGCAAGUGGACGAAGCCACUGGCAUUGAGGGAGCCGUAACAAAAAAUCAGCCACCUAAGGCAAAGCGGGUUAAGAGUGAAGUGCGUAAAAUUGCUGUACCACCACACAGAUAUUCAUCAUUGAAGGAACACUGGAUGAAAAUAUUUACACCAAUUGUUGAACACAUGAAAUUACAAAUUCGUUUCAACAUGAAAGCCAGACAGGUUGAACUUCGUAUUAGUCCGGAAACACCAGAUAUUUCAAAUCUCCAAAAGGGAGCUGAUUUUGUUAAGGCUUUCCUAUGCGGUUUUGAGGUCGAUGAUGCCUUGGCUUUGUUACGUUUGGAUGAUUUGUUCUUGGAAACAUUCGAAGUAAAAGAUGUCAAGACCCUGCGUGGUGAUCAUAUGAGCCGUGCUAUUGGUCGUUUGGCUGGUAAAGGUGGUCGCACCAAAUUCACAAUUGAAAAUGUCACCAAAACCCGUAUCGUGUUAGCCGAUAGUAAAAUUCAUCUCUUGGGUAGCUAUCAAAAUAUCCAAUUGGCCCGCCGAGCCAUUUGUAAUCUAAUUAUGGGAUCUCCACCAAGCAAGGUGUACGGAAAUCUCCGUAAUGUUGUUUCCCGAGUUAGUGAAAGAAUGUAAAUACAUAGAA